Molecule: messenger RNA, 984 nt
Organism: Prunus armeniaca (apricot)
Lineage: Eukaryota; Viridiplantae; Streptophyta; Magnoliopsida; Rosales; Rosaceae
Source: the annotation of a GenBank genome assembly
AUGCUCUUAUUACUUGGCAAUGGUACUGGUUCAGCUCAUAUAUGGUGGAUCAAACAUCCUCAUAAAAUUCUCCCUUGCAGAAGGACUCAAUCCAAUUGUCUUCGUCGUUUACCGCGGCAUGUUAUGGCCAUGGUUUUGGUAGGACCAUUUGCUUGUGUACUUGAAAGGAAACAAAGGCCUUCACUCUCAUUUUCUGUAGCUGCCAAAAUUUUUGUGCUUGCCUUGUUUGGAACCACCAUCCAUCUGAAUGUGUACUAUGCUGGUUUAGCAUACACUUCUCCAACAGUUGCAUGUGCCUUGAGUGAUGUUAUUCCCAGCUUGACAUUUCUAAUGGCAGUUAUACUUGGGUUGGAGAAGUUGAAGUUUAGAACUGCUAGAGGUCAAGCUAAGGUGGCUGGCACACUUUUCUGCAUUGGUGGUUCUCUUGUUUUCACUUUCUGGAAAGGAGGAUACCUAUUUAAAGGUUUUGUAAAGAGGCCACUGAUAAAUACAUCUGUUGGUGAGAUGAGGCAUGUUAAGGAAAACUGGAUCAAGGGGGUUCUUCUUAUUCUGACGAGUCACAUUGCAUGGAGUGCAUGGCUAACCCUCCAGGCUGUGGUCUCCAAAGUCUACACUGCUCGAUUAUUGCUAACCACGAUGAUAUGCUUUUUCGCGUCGUUGCAAUCUUCUUUUCUUGAUCUGUUUUUCUAUCAAGAAAUCCAAUUUCAUGGAGACUGGAGUGGAACCUGCAACUUUCAAAACAUUGCCUACUGCGGAGUUGUAAUCUCAGCAUUGGCCUGCUACCUGCAAACAUGGUGCAUCAGUUACAAGGGACCAGUCUUUGCAGCUAUGUUUAGUCCACUUCAAGUCAUUAUAGUGGCAUUGUUCUCGGCAAUUUCUUUCGCAGAGCGACUUCACUUUGGCAGCUUGAUCGGAGCGUUUCUCAUUAUCGUGGGCCUUUACUGUGUGCUGUGGGGAAAGAAGGAAAGACAAUCUUGUUGCUGA